CCGUGGGGUGUUAGUGAAAGUGAAACGGAACCCGAGCUUGCAUCCAUUGAUUCACGGGGUAUUGGUGGACCGCCGCGAAUACAAACUCCACUGAAAGGCCUACGGUUAACAGAAGGUACCGACGCUAUUUUGCAAUGCAGCAUAGUGGGAAAUCCAAAACCAAAAAUAACCUGGCUGAAAAAUGGAAAAAUAGUGGAUGUGCUAAACUCAAAAGGAAUCACUGUAAUAUUCAAAGGAUCUCUGGCACUUAUCAAAAUCUCAUCAGUGUUACCGGAAGACAGUGGUGAAUAUACGCUUCUUGCCGAGAACAGUUACGGACGGGUUAGUUUUUGUAACUGUAAAAUAUUCCCGAAAGUGGUGCAGAUGCCGUAA
Messenger RNA from Gongylonema pulchrum, 372 nucleotides. The record is from the annotation of a GenBank genome assembly. NCBI's taxonomy places the organism in Eukaryota, Metazoa, Nematoda, Chromadorea, Rhabditida, Gongylonematidae.